AUGGAUCACUACAACGACGCCACCGCGGCGAACUCCGUAAUCACUGUUUCCGACGUCUCAUGCCUCUCCCGCCCUCCGGUCGGCUACCACAUCUUAGAGAUCACCCUCAUCUCCGCCCAGGAUCUGCCUCCCGUCUCAAAGUCCCUCCGCACCUACGCCCUCGUCUGGACCAAUCCGAAUCGGAAACGGACAACCUGCAUCGAUCAGAACGGCAACGCGAAUCCUACCUGGAACGACAAGUUUUCCUUCAAGGUUGACGAUGAGUUCCUCGCCUCCGAGAAAUCUACCGUCACCGUCGAGAUCUACACGGUUUCGUGGUUCCGCGACGUUCUCGUCGGAACCGUUUCGGUGAAUGUUAGCAAUCUCAUCUCGCCGUCGGAGAAGGGAACGAGAGAGGUGGCCCUCCAGAUUCGCCGUCCUUCGGGUUCUCCUCAGGGACUGCUCAAUAUGUCCGCCACGCUGCAGGAGAACACCGGUACCUCGCGAAGCAUGCCGCUAAGCGAUCUGAUGUCCACGGCGUCGGGUUACAAGAAGGAUCUAGAACUUGAAAAGAGGAAUAUUCUAGAAUAUCACAACUCAGAAGACGAAGAGCGAGAACGGCUUCACGCAAAAAUCCUGCAAUGGCGGCGAUCCAUGACCCCAGACAUGAUGUCUGAUGUCAACGGCGAAGAGUUUCCCGGGAAGCCUGGCUCCAUCUGCAACGGCUCAAUGGUGAACGGCGGAUCGAUGGUGAAUGGCGGAUCGAUGGUGAACUACGGCUCGGAAGUUUGCUCCGACGUGGGACCGUCGGCCUCCGUUGUGGCGGCGGAGAUAGCUCAGAGUUGGCAGGCGUCAGCGGCGCCGAGGAAGGAGAUAAUGGAAAGGGGAGUCGGGGAUAGCAUGGUACUGCCGGCGAAUUUGACGCCGGAAGAGGCGAAGAGGCGGCGUGAGGCGGCGGAGGACGAUGAAAAUGAGGAGGAGAUGGAGAUGAUUCCGAAGAACGCCGGGCGGCGGAAACCAGACAAUGGCAUGUAUUCGUGCUUCGUCUAUGGAUUUCAGUUCACCAUUGUCUGCGGAGCUAAUAAUAAUCCCCCCAAAACCAAAAAGAAGAAGUCAGACAAAAGUUCUGAUUAA
Messenger RNA from Ipomoea nil (Japanese morning glory), 1113 nucleotides. RefSeq lists its product as uncharacterized. Gene Ontology annotation, biological process: defense response. The record is from RefSeq and is a predicted model, not a curated record. The transcript has a single exon. NCBI's taxonomy places the organism in Eukaryota, Viridiplantae, Streptophyta, Magnoliopsida, Solanales, Convolvulaceae. The coding region runs from base 1 to 1113 and encodes 370 amino acids.